Messenger RNA from Erigeron canadensis, 423 nucleotides. RefSeq lists its product as uncharacterized. NCBI's taxonomy places the organism in Eukaryota, Viridiplantae, Streptophyta, Magnoliopsida, Asterales, Asteraceae. The transcript has a single exon. The coding region runs from base 1 to 423 and encodes 140 amino acids. The record is from RefSeq and is a predicted model, not a curated record.
AUGGAUACUUCUAUACAAAAGAACCAUCAACUUGGGAUGUUUUCUCUUAAUGAUCCAGAAGUUGAUCCUACUCGUUACAAGGCCAUGAUAGGUUCCUUGAUGUAUCUUACAUCAUCAAGACCGGAUAUCAUGUUUGCGGUUUGUUUGUGUGCUCGUUAUCAGUCCUAUCCCAGUGAAAGCCAUAUGAAAACUGUUAAGCGGAUUCUUCGUUACCUCAAAGGGCAACCAGUGCUUGGUCUUUGGUAUUUGAUUGGGGGAGAGUUUGAGUUCGUCGCUUAUACAGAUGCUGACUAUGGCGGCUGCAACUUUGAUAGGAAAUCGACUUCAGGUGGAUGUCAGUUCCUAGGGGGAAACUGGUGUCUUGGCAAUGUAAAAAGCAGAGUUCUAUUGCAAUCUCGUCUUGCGAAGCGGAAUACAUGGUAG